Messenger RNA from Daphnia magna, 2105 nucleotides. RefSeq lists its product as uncharacterized. Gene Ontology annotation, molecular function: sequence-specific DNA binding. Lineage: Eukaryota; Metazoa; Arthropoda; Branchiopoda; Diplostraca; Daphniidae. The transcript is spliced from 5 exons. Bases 183 to 2090 code for a protein of 635 amino acids. The record is from RefSeq and is a predicted model, not a curated record.
CUUUAACACAGCGAAAUAGGGAAAGAGUCCCAUCCUUUAGUUAAGAGUAGUCCAUGGUUCGGGCGGUCUGCUAGUUUGAUUUCAGCUCCGAUUGGAGUACCACAUUAAAAGUUUCACAUUCAAGUCAUUUAAGGUUUUCGUUGUCACAUUUGAUUUCAGAUAUGCAUUGAACAUUCCGGGGAAUGGAAAAGAAGGCACAUAAAAGAUGUUUCAUAAGUGGUUGUUGUGGCAAAAAUGAUAAAGAAAAUACACAUGUUGGGGUUUUCAGUGUACCCAAGGCGUCGUUAGCAAUCUGGCAAGAGAUUAUUCCAAAAGAUGGUCUGACAACUUCUUCAAAAAUUUGUAGCAGACAUUUUGAAGAGGCCGAUAUCGAAAAAGGGAGAAUAAUUCAAGAUAAAUUCUACCCCUAUGCUAGAUGGAGUCUUAAGCCUGGUGCUGUCCCGAAACUUUUCCUAGGAUCAUCUAUUUCACUUCCAAGUUCAUUACCAAACACUAAAGAUGCACCACAGAAAUGCAGCAGUUCUAAAACUGUCACUAAAGAUUCACCUAUUGUACUUCCCCGCUUAUUACCAAAAAAGACAACUGAUACACCAUGCAGUCACGUUUGUGACCCAAAUGGCAGCCUUCCUGUCCAUGGCCCUGUAACUCACUAUAUCCUAUUACAGGAAUCUCUGCCAAGCUUUACCUUUCAGAAUUCCAAUAUGAAUACCCAGCUAAUUCAGAAUGGUCCCAGUUUGAAUACCCCCAGUUGUUUGCCUCCGAUUUCACCCAUACCUUUGGUGCAAAAUCAUAACGUCGGUGUUGCUCCUUUCACACCGAUUCAUUUUGACCACGACUACGUUGUAGAUACUGCCCGACCAAACGUUCCUGUAGAAAAAGGCAACUCUGAAAUCGCUGCACCACAAGUACAAUUACAAGAAAGUCUCAGCAUGUCUUCAUCUGCUGUACACGAUUUCGACCACUGCUAUGGUAUUCGUCCCUCUUCUUCGAUUCCAACGGUUGAAGAGCCCUACCUUGAUUUGGAUGCUGUUGGUUAUCGUGACUUCAUCUCUGGUGUCCGUUUUCCUUCGGCCGAAUGGUACUGGUCGUUCAACGAACGAACCAAACUUCUCAUCUGUUCUUGUCAUUCCAUUUCCCACGAUGGUGUGAUGACUAUAAAAACUGUGAGAAUCCUCACCAAGUCCAAAGUUGAACUGUUUCUCAAUGGAAAAUCGAUUAAGCCGCUGCACAUGAAAUUUGAGUUUCAAAUGAAAAAGGAAUUGUCAAACAUUCUUGAGGCUUUCCACAUUCGAAAAAGAUGUAAAGGAAUUGUGGAAGAAUCCCUGACAGAUGUUAAAGUGACGGAUAAAUGUGCUGGUAUUAAGGACGGAAAUGUGUGGCGGUCGAAGGAGUGCUUGGGACUCGCAAACAUCAAUGUUCUCUGCUCAAAAUGCCAACUGUUAAAGAAAUAUUUGAGGCGGAUGAAGAAAAAAGAUCCCACAAAUUCCAAAGAUUUAAAAAAAAACUAUAAGCAAAAACUGAAUACCUCCCGAAAAGCUCUGCAACGAAUGAAAUGUAAGAUGGAGAAGUAUUCGGCUACCAUAAAUCAACUGCGGAGAGAAAGACAAAAGUUAAUAUGGAACGACUUUGAUGCCAGAAUCAAGAUGCUAAAUCCAAAAGAACAACUGGUUGUUAAAACAAUGAUAGCUAAAGCCAAGGUGAAUCCAGGAAGGAACGAUAGGCUCACGGCAAUGCGCUAUGAUCCGGAAUUUCUCGCAGACUGCUUACUAAUUAAACAGAAAAGCAGUGCGGUAUACAAGCAUUUACGCUCCAAAGGCAUUCUUCCUCUACCGAGUCAAAGCACACUCUUAAGGAUGGCGAAAAAAUCAAAUCUCGAAGGUUUAAACACUGAGGAAGCUGGCUUAGUUCACGAUUCUGACGAACCACAUCAAAAUACAUUUGAUUCAGAUCAGUUAGCUUCAAAGAACCUGUUGGAAGAAAAUAUAGAAAACGGAAGUCCCGAGUUUACCGACUUUACAGAGGCCAUGUCACCUGAAAUUGUAUUGCCGGAAACAGAAGAAAUGAUUGUUGAAAUUUAUUCAGUUGAAUAAAAAUGUGACAUAAAA